AUGAAGAUCGCAUCCAUCCUAAAGACCAAACUGCUGGUAGAGUCCAAGAAGAACAAACUAUCUUUCAAGACCUUUUUGUCCCAAACAAGUUUGGAUACCCUUGCAACUUCAGAGUGUAACAAGAGAGAUUGCGUUGAUGAAGGCUUUCAACAAGAAUCCUUGCAAAGCGUUGACAUACUGGCAUCCAAUGCGAUGUCGAAAUUUCUGACAAUGGCGAGGACGAGAAAACCAGGAGCACUCUGGCCCUUUCCGACGAUGAGGUCCGUGGACUCUUCUGCGUCUGGAACGACGCAUUGGCGACUCUCGAUUCAGACGAGGUCGCAUCAAGGUACUCCAGCAAGCCUUGUCUCCUUCCCAGCACUGUCAGCCAUGUCCCAAGAACUGAUUAUGAUUCCAUCAAGGAGGACUACUUCGUUCAUUUCUUGGAAAAAGAAACCUCAAGGCAUGUUACUCUAA
This is a messenger RNA of Cylindrotheca closterium, 456 nucleotides long. Lineage: Eukaryota; Bacillariophyta; Bacillariophyceae; Bacillariales; Bacillariaceae. The record is from the annotation of a GenBank genome assembly.